AUGUGGCGGAGAACAUACCUGUUUCUGGUGUUGAUCCGGCUGUGGUUUGCGCUGUCGCCCAGCUACCUUCACCCCGACGAGAAUUUCCAAGGCCCAGAGGUCAUUGCAGGCCAAAUCUUUAGCUACCCGGUCCGACACACCUGGGAAUUUACAAACGACCACCCGAUACGAAGCGUCUUCCCGUUAUGGCCUGUGUAUGGCCUGCCUAUGCUGCUGCUGCGAUGGCUGUGGAUUGGCAACGGCAAGGACGGAGAGAUCCCUCCCAUCGCAGUCUUUUGGACACUGCGAGUGCUCAUGUUUGUUACUAGCUUCGUGCUGGAGGACUGGGCCAUUCAUGAGCUCAUCAGCUCCCCACGCCACCGUCGCGUUGCUGUGCUUCUGGUUGCCUCGUCCUAUGUCACUUGGACCUACCAAACACACACCUUCUCGAACUCGGUUGAAUGUCUGGUUGUUGCAUGGUGCUUGGUCUUGAUCCAGCGCAUUGUCGAGAGUCCGCAACAAUCAUCACUUCUUGCUUCUUCGAUUCUCGGCAUAGUGGCCGUAUUUGGAUUGUUCAAUAGGAUUACUUUCCCGGCAUUCUUGUUGAUUCCUGGAUUCCGCUUGAUACCCCAUUUUAUCAAUCGGCCCCUUUCUUUCACCGUCAUGGUGCUGGCCGCUCUCACAACCACCUUGGUCGCCAUCACCCUGGAUACGGCAUUUUACCUCCCCGAGCCCAUAAAGUGGACAGACCUUGUCACCCGACCAGUCAUCACGCCACUCAACAACCUCCUCUACAACAUUGACUCAGACAACCUUGCACAGCAUGGCCUGCACCCCUGGUACCAGCACCUGCUCGUCAAUAUCCCCAUGCUGAUCGGCCCGGCGGCGGUUCUGCUCUUCACUCAGCCGCACGUAUCGCUUCGACUCUACUCGGCCAUCUCGGGCGUCUUUGUGUUGUCUAUCUUCCAGCACCAAGAAGCCCGGUUCCUGUUGCCGACUGUCCCGCUCAUUCUUUCGUCAGUCCACGUGCCCAGAAGCCGCACCCUUCUCCGAGUAUGGGUCGGCGCCUGGAUUCUCUUCAACAUUUUCUUUGGUAUCCUGAUGGGCGUUUACCACCAGGGCGGCAUAGUGCCGGGCCAGGUCUUUUUGAGCAAGCAGCCGGAUGCGACGCAAGCCGUUUGGUGGAAGACUUACACGCCACCCAUAUGGUUACUGAAUGGCAAGAACGAGGUCCUCACCACACGCGAUGUUAUGGGCAUGAAGGGCGACGCGCUCCUCGAGGAGCUCACCAAGCUCGCGACGUGCGAUACCCCCGCCGAUCGACGCAACUCGGAAUAUCUGAAGGAGAAGAACGGCACGUACCUGAUGGCGCCGGCUUCGGCGACGUGGAUCGACCCCUACCUCUCCAACAAGGGUCUCAAGGGCCUGCGGUUCCGUGAGGUUUGGCGAUACAGACAACACCUGAACCUCGACGAUCUUGAUUUCGGCGACGACGGCAUCUGGAACACCUUGGCGCGGGUGGUUGGCAGACGCGGUCUCGUCGCCUGGCGGGUGACGAAGAGCUGCAAAUGA
Colletotrichum higginsianum IMI 349063 is the source of this 1551-nucleotide messenger RNA. Its product is annotated as GPI mannosyltransferase 4. Gene Ontology annotation, biological process: GPI anchor biosynthetic process. The coding region runs from base 1 to 1551 and encodes 516 amino acids. Lineage: Eukaryota; Fungi; Ascomycota; Sordariomycetes; Glomerellales; Glomerellaceae. Gene Ontology annotation, molecular function: alpha-1,2-mannosyltransferase activity. The transcript has 4 exons. The record is from RefSeq and is a predicted model, not a curated record. Gene Ontology annotation, cellular component: endoplasmic reticulum membrane.